Messenger RNA from Cadophora gregata, 789 nucleotides. RefSeq lists its product as uncharacterized. Gene Ontology annotation, molecular function: nucleic acid binding; calcium-dependent protein serine/threonine phosphatase regulator activity. The transcript has a single exon. Gene Ontology annotation, cellular component: nucleus; cytoplasm. NCBI's taxonomy places the organism in Eukaryota, Fungi, Ascomycota, Leotiomycetes, Helotiales, Ploettnerulaceae. The coding region runs from base 1 to 789 and encodes 262 amino acids. Gene Ontology annotation, biological process: calcium-mediated signaling. The record is from RefSeq and is a predicted model, not a curated record.
AUGUCGACCGAUACAUUAUCCUCCCCCACCUCUCCCAACUCGCCACCAACAUCUCGACCAUCUUCGCGCGCAUCAAGAGUGAAGAUGUCUAUCGAUCUUUCUGCAAUUCCUCCUUUGCAAAUGCCCACACCUCCAUCAAACACUCUCAUUAUUACGAACCUGCAGGAUUCCUCGGUAUUCCGCGCCGACAACCUCCAAACCAUCCGAGAGCUUAUCAACACCUCCGCCCCAAUCCACUCAUGGGCACCUCUCAAAUCAUUCCGACGCAUUAUUGUCUCUUUCUUCGAUGAAGCAUCUGCCAUCCGAAUCCGCCAGAUUCUCGACGGUGAAGCCAUCAUGGGUGAGCGCGUAAAAGUCUACUUCGGCCAACCAACCUCCAUCGAAGUCAAGGAUGAGCACCUGAACUUGCCAGACGCAGGCAAGCUAUUCUUCAUCUCGCCACCACCAUCUCCACCUCACGGCUGGGAAAUGAAGCUCGAGGAUGCGCCGAAUAAGCUGGUACAUGCAGAGGAUCUGGCGGAGGCCUUGGCCAAGCUGCAUGCUAAGCCUAGAACUGACUUGCCGGCCAGUCCGAUCAGUGAUGGAGAGGAGGGCAGAGUCAUCAGGACGAGAAGCGGCUCCAGUACCACCAUCUACAACCCAAGCGAGCAUGGCCACAGUCCGAACUUGCCGGCUAUUUCGGUGGAGGAUCUGACAGGCGAGAAUGAGAUCAGCCCGAUCGAACAAGAGAAGCCUAUUUUUGCGCAUACGUCACGGCCACCCGUAGAGUUGAUGGAGCAGAAGUCAUGA